Rhineura floridana is the source of this 10490-nucleotide messenger RNA. RefSeq names its product crumbs cell polarity complex component 2 (gene CRB2). Gene Ontology annotation, molecular function: calcium ion binding. NCBI's taxonomy places the organism in Eukaryota, Metazoa, Chordata, Lepidosauria, Squamata, Rhineuridae. Gene Ontology annotation, biological process: establishment or maintenance of epithelial cell apical/basal polarity; heterophilic cell-cell adhesion. The transcript is spliced from 13 exons. The coding region runs from base 110 to 4510 and encodes 1466 amino acids. The record is from RefSeq and is a predicted model, not a curated record. Gene Ontology annotation, cellular component: plasma membrane; protein-containing complex.
GCGUGGCCGCUUGAGCCUGGGUUGCGGGCAGAGCCAGAGUCUAAGCCAGCCUUAGCCUUGGGCCGCGCGGGUCUCUCUGCGGAGAGCCCCAGGAGCCCGCCCGCCUGCCAUGGACUCCGGCGGGGCGGCGCUGCUGCUGCUGCUGCUGCCCCUCUCCCUUUGGCUUGGGGGGCUCGUCUCCUCCGAGGUGGUCAGCAUCUGUUCCUCCUCCCCAUGUAAGAACGGAGGGACCUGCCGGGACUGGGAAGGGGGCUACCGGUGCCUCUGUCCCCAGAGCCCCUUAGCCUUCGUGGGAAGAGACUGUGAGUCCCUGUAUGACGCCUGUGCAGGGCACCCCUGUCCACCUGAGUGGAUUUGCAUCGGGAGCCUUGGAGACCCGAGUUACGCCUGCCACUGCCGGCUGGGCUCGGCUGGUCUCUCCUGCGGCCUCCGAGGCGAGGAGUGCAAAGCCCACCCUUGUCUCCAGCCGCCGUUCCAGUGCGUAGACCUGCCCGAUGGAUUCAGCUGCCAAUGCGAGGGCAUGGGCAGCUGCCUGGCAGGGCCUCCCCUGUGCUCCGGCCAGCCCUGCCACAACAACGGCACCUGCGUUGAGAGCCCCAGGGGGUACGCCUGCCACUGCCAACCCGGCCACGGUGGGGCCCGCUGCGAGGAGGAUGUGGACGAAUGUGCCUCCAGCCCGUGCCAGAACGGGGCCAUCUGCCUCGAUGGGGCCAACGAAUACCGCUGCUUCUGCGUGCCAGGCUUCCAGGGCUACCGCUGCGAGAUAGACAUAGACGAGUGCGCCUCCCGUCCUUGCCAGCACAACAGCACCUGCCUCAACCAGAUGGACCGCUACGCUUGCCAGUGCCUGGCUGGCUACACAGGAGUGAACUGUGAGGUGGAGAUAGAUGAAUGUGAAUCCGGCCCUUGCUGGAAUGGCGGCACCUGCAGGGACCACGUGGGGUUCUUCGCCUGUGCCUGCAUGCCAGGGUACGAGGGGAUCCGGUGUGAGAUAGAUGUCAAUGAGUGCCAGAGCCAGCCAUGUCUCAAUGGAGGGAUGUGCCACGACCUUGUCAACAGCUACCAGUGUCACUGUCACAACACUGGCUUUGAAGGGCAGCAUUGUGAGCUGGAGAUCUUGGAGUGUGCCUCCCAACCUUGCCAGAACGGCGGGACCUGCCUGGAAGGCAUUGGACGCUACAGCUGUGAGUGUUGGCCAGGAUAUGUGGGGGAACACUGUGCAGAAGAUGUGGAUGAGUGUGCCAUGGCGCCCUGCCUCAAUGGCGGCCAGUGCUUUGAACGGUCCAAUAAGAGCUACUAUGGGGAGCACAUAGACUUUCCAGCGCUGUUCAGCUACCAGGAGGCUGCAGGGUUCAUUUGCAGGUGCCAGCCAGGCUUUGGCGGAGAGACCUGCUCCCUUGACAUUGACGAAUGCGAGUCCCAACCAUGCCAGAACGGAGGGAGCUGUGUGGAUCUAGUGAAUGGCUAUCAGUGUCACUGCCUGCCGGGAUACUCAGGUGUGGACUGUGCCACUGACAUUGACGAGUGCGAAGACCAUCCCUGCCAAAAUGGGGGUGCCUGCGAAGAUGGCAUCGCGGACUACAUCUGCCAUUGCAUCCAUGGUCCAGAUGGCAUUGCCUGGGGUGGAAAGAACUGCUCUGUGGAGUUGACUGGGUGCCAGAACCACAGCUGCCAAAACGAAGCCUUGUGCAUCCCCACCUACCAGUCUGAGGCACAUGGCCACCUGUGCCGUUGCCACUCUGGAUUCCAUGGUGCCACUUGCUCCAUGCCAACCACCUUCUCCUUCACAGCCAACGUCUAUCUCUUUAUCAACAUGACUGCAAACAGCAAGAGCACCGGGGAAGCCCCAGGGGGUCACCAAGCCAGCGUGGCCCUCCGGUUCCGGACCACCCUCCCUGACGCCAUCCUCUUCUACCGAGGCCACCCAGGAGAACAUCUCCUCCUGGAACUCACCGCUGGCCUCCUGCGAGUGACACUUUUAAUGCAGGGUGCUCGGUCAUCUUUCACCCUGGAGGCACCGCAGGUGGACGACGGCCGCUGGCACAAGGCAGAAGUCCUGUUGCAAGAUUCUCUCGUGCUCAGGCUUUGGCAUGAAGCAUGCAAUGGGGGUGUCUGUCUGCACAGCUACGCCCUUGGUGAGGCAGCCCCAGUUUCCUUCCUGCCCUCCUUUUUGCAAAUAUAUAUUGGUGGAGUCGAAGAGGACUUCAUGGCUGACCCGACAAGGAGUUUCAUUGGAUGCUUGGAAGACUUGCAGAUCGAUUCUAAGGUCAUCCUACCACAGGAGGUAGAUGGCUUGAAAGCUGCUGGACUUGAGCUGGGCUGUGAGAGGACGGAGUGGUGUCACUCUCAGCCUUGUUCACAUGGCGGCCGGUGCAUCGACCUCUGGGUGGACUUUCGCUGUCACUGUCCUCGGCCCUAUGAAGGUCGCACAUGCUCCUAUGAGUCUCCUACAGGAACUUUUGGCCAAGAGAACUCCUCAAGCUUUGCCACAUUUGUAAUUGGCCACAGUCCAGGGGCAAACUUCAACCUGUCCUUUUUCAUCCGGACUCUGAAGCCCAGUGGCCUGGUGAUACAAAUCAGCAACCAGACUGGCGCUUUCCUUACCAUUUACCUGAAGGAUGGGCGGCUCCAAGUAGAGGCAACAUCUGAUGCUGCUGUUGGGCCCUCAGGUCACCUGGCGGACGGCGUCAGGCACUUUGUGGUGCUUUCCUUCCACAACGGUCUUGCUCACGCCGGCCUGUUAAACGGAGAGGAGGAGCUGGGACCCCUGGCAGUGACGCCUCUCGCCUCUGGCUCCGAGGUUCAAGUGGGGGGACUCCCAGACCAGGCUAGCGCUGGCCCUUGGGGAGGGCAUUUUAAAGGCUGCCUUCAGGAUAUCCGACUCAAUCACCACCAGAUGCAGUUUUUCCCUCACCCAGUCACCAACGACAGUGCUCCGCGAGAGAUGGUUGCAGGAGAAAUCACCAACGUUGGUUUAGGAUGCAUCUCAGAUGAUGCCUGCAAGUCUCCUCCGUGCCUAAAUGGUGGUCACUGUGAGGUCACCUGGAAUGACUUCAACUGCAGCUGCCCGGCCAACUUCACUGGCAAGCACUGUGAAGAGAGAGUCUGGUGCACCAGUGAGCCGUGUCCUCAGUCCACAACCUGUGUGGACGUCCCAUCUGGCUACGUCUGUCUGGCCGCUGCCACGUUUCAUGAACACAAUGCAAUUGAAUUCACUGCCAAUGUGUCCGUCACCAGAGCCCUCCACAGCCUCCGCCUGGACUUCAGAACGUGGGACGAAGAUGCCAUCUUGCUGCGGGCUGUAGAGGAAGUGGAUUCGCUCCUGGUAGCCGUCCAGAACUCCUCUCUACUGGCAGAGAUCAGGAGUGGGAAUGGUAUUGAGGGGGCCAACUUUCUCAGCCAGGUGCCUGUCUCUGAUGGCUCCUGGCACACGCUCGCGUUGUCCAUGGAAGAGCCCUUGGCCCUUUCGUCAAGAUGGCACCUCUGUUUGGAUGGGUCCGCCAACGCGACCCUCCAGGGCAGUGCUGGGAAUCUGGACUUCCUAAAAAGCAACACGCUCAUCGCCCUAGCGGAAAACUUCACCGGCUGCCUUCGACACGCAGACAUAGGCGGUGUAUUUCUGCCGUUGGCUGCUUCCAUCACAUACCCACAGCCAGAGCAGUUCCUGCAGACGAACGGCCGGGCAGCCCUUCUCGGCUGCCAAGGGGCCGACGUCUGUGCCUCCAGCCCCUGCCACCACGAGGGCUCCUGCCAGGACCUGUUCAAUGCCUUCCGCUGUGCCUGUGGUCCCGGGUGGGAGGGCCUGUUGUGCGAAGCCAACGUUGAUGACUGCAAAUCAAGCCCCUGCGUUCACGGCGUGUGCGUGGACCAGGUGGCCGAUUUCCAGUGCGAGUGCGAGAAGGGCUACAUUGGGAAGCGCUGCCAGAUCGACGUGGACGACUGCAUUAGGCACCAGUGCCAGAACGGGGGGAGCUGCGUGGAUGGGGUCUACGGCUACUCUUGCAAAUGCCCCCCGCAAUAUACAGGCCCUCAUUGCGAGUGGCCGUUCCCACCUGAGCAAUGCGGCAAGAACUUCACCUGCCUGAACGGUGGCAAUUGCACAAGUGGGCCCUGGGGAGCCAAUUGCACCUGCAAGCCAGGCUACGCAGGCAGGAAAUGCCAGAUUAACAUCAAUGACUGCGACCCCAAUCCCUGCCAGAAUGGGGGGACCUGCCAGGACUCAGUAAACCGGUAUCGAUGCGUGUGCAGUGCCAGCUAUGCAGGAGAGCGUUGUGACGUUGAUAGGGGGACUCCUGGUGCGCUCUUCCCAUUCCCAUUAAUUGAAGUAGCAGUACCAGUAGCCUGCGGGUGCUUGAUGCUACUCAUUAUAAUCCUCGUCCUUAUGAUUCUCACGGCCCGGAAGAGGCGCCAGUCUGAGGGGACCUACAGCCCAAGCCGACAGGAGGUGGCGGGAGCCCGCCUGGAGAUGGACAGCGUGCUAAAGGUGCCGCCGGAGGAGCGUUUAAUAUAGGCCUUGCCCUAGAGAGGCAAAGUGGUGCCUUUGAAAGGCCUGUGCUGAGACGCUGGGCUCGCCCCAGGCCAUGCGCUCCUUGCCCAUCUCACCCGGCUCCUUCGGGGCCACCGAGCGCAGUGGAAACACACCCACGAGUGGCUGGGCCACAGGUGUGCCUGGGAGCGGCUGAGGCUCCCCAACCCACCUCUGCCUCAGCUGUUGGCAGCAGCUCAGCACCCCCUUCGAGCCUGCCUGCCCCAUUCACCCACCUGCCCUCCCUUGUAACAGCCGGUUCUAACAGGCAGAACUGCAGGCUGCCUCUCUGCCCGAUUGCACGGAGGGGUAGAGCUUGCCCAAGCCCCAGCUGCCCCCCCAACCAACCAGCAACAGCAACCCUGCCUCCUGUGUUAUCGAGGUGGCUGAAUGGGGGGGAGAUGUUUGGAAACCACUGAAAGUAUUUGCACAAACUAAAUGGAUUUCAUAAGAUAGCCCCCUCUGGGCUGGACUGUUAUGACACUCCUGCUUGCUGUUUUGGAUGUGAGUGUGUGUGAGUUCAGUUCUUCUAGCCCAGUGCUGUGGGAGGAAGGUCACGGGAGACAGCUUCAUGGCCCCUUAAGGAGUCAGGAGUGACAGCCCGAGAGUGGUCGGAAAGCAGUAACUGGGCCUGCUUGUUGACGUGGGGUGUGCGCUCUUUCUCUCUCGCCCCAUCCCACUUGAGAAUGAGACCUGUUACGAGACGCUUUGCCAUGCACUGCCAACCCAAGGGGUACCCACAAGACUACUCGGUUGACUUCCUGGCGGUGGAUCUGCACGUGCAAACCUUGUGCAGCGAUUGCAGAGUUCCCACUUGUCUGAAAUGCUGCUGCGUCUUGUUCCACCGCAGCGACCAGCUUGGGCCCAUGUCAGCAGCUCCACGCUGGUAGGUGCCGUGGGAGCAGCAGGGGCUGCGGCACUUGCCACUGUCUUUGGCAUCUCCCUUGUGGCCGUGAAAAAGAGGAAGGCCACUCAAGGAACCUGCCGCCCAAGGCGGCAGGAGAAGGAUGGGGCUCGAGUGGAGAUGUGGAACGUGAUCAAGCUGCCCCCACUGGAGCGGCUGAUCUGAACACCAGCAACAACGGAGGGCUGUGUCCGUGAACCCAAGUGGCAAAGACUCAAUUCUCUCUCUCCAUGGUGCUUCCCCGAUGCAGUUUCAUCUGGCUGCUCCUUGCGGCGUAGCCAGCAGGCAAGAGUUGCUCCAUUGGGCCUUUUCUGCUAGGAUGACACACACUCAGGGACUAUAGCAAGGCAGCAGCCGAGGGACACAGAGGGAACGUUUCAGGAGUCGAAGGCCUGCUGUCUGCCUGUCCAAAAGCAUGUUCUGGUGCCUGCACUUUUUGUCUGUUUACAGGGGGAAACUGAGCCCAACCCGAGGCGGGGAAACUCAGCACAAACUUUGCGUUGGCCAUUAGUCAGACAGUGGCUGGGAGACAAAACAGAGUUGGACAGCGGCAUAAGCGUCGUUGUGCUUGAUUGACUCGGACAGCCUGCAUGGCUCCAAACUCCACGGAUCAACAGAGCCUUCCCCUUGCAAGGAUAGAACACCGCACAUCCCUCCCAGUCGACCGCAACUGGUUGCCAAGGAUGAACCACAAUGCGGUGACCUAAAGUGCCUAGUGAAAAAGUUACCUGAGGCAGUAUUAGAUGAAUGAGAAGCCCACUCGGGGCCCCUCACUGCCCCCUUCUAGAGACAGCUGCAAUUUUGUGUGCACAAAGAGUCCCUAACCAAGAACAUUCUCUCGCCUCAGGAUCACAAUGCGGCUACUUUGCAAAGCUCCUUCUUCAAAAGUGGUUUCAGGCUGUCUGCACCAAAAUGUGACUCCUGUCGGCUUGGCUGAUUUCCAGCUUAUCCUAGUCAUGGCCUUGUUCCUACACGCAGCAUAUUUCCUAGCUUGAGGUUUAUUGGUUGUGUCCGAGAACAGUUACAAGCUAAAGGGUAAUAAAAACAGCUAUAGGUAUGUGCAAUAAUCAGCCACAGAUACUGUUAAAAAUUGACUGUGUGACAUCUUGCUUGCAGGAUAGUAAAGCAGUUAAGGCGGGGCUGCUCUUGGACUGCAGCGCCCAUCCUCUCUGACUUUUGGCUAUGGGGCUAACGGGAGCUAGAAACCCGGCAACAGCGAGGGCCACAGGAUCCCCAUCAAUGGCAUCCUAAAUGAGGGUGCUGUUGCUUGCAUGGACAGAGGCACUGGGCAAGAGUUGGGGAGUCCUCACAGUGGAGGAGGAGGGGCAGACAGUGGCCAGGCUGAGCGGCACAACCAUCUCUCCUAGGAAAGAGGCGGCUGGCCGGCCAAUGUGCCAUCAAGGCAGGGAUCCUUCCUGGCCCUACAUUGGAAGUGCCAGGGAUUGGAUGGGAGGCCUUCUCCAAGGAAAGCAUGUGCUGUACCAGUGAGCUACAGCCUUUUCCUCUCCACCUUCUGUACCUGUGGAAUGUGGGGAAGAACACAGCCUGCAGCAUUAGCCAUUUGCUGUAUGUUUAGGGACACUCAGAGAGGGGGUAGAGCCAUGCUCUAACUCGGCACCCCCUAGCAGCUGGGGGGAGACUGAAUGAGGCAGCCUUCCCGGAUUAGACUAACCAGUUGCCCAGAGCAGAGAAAUGACUCGGUAUUCGCUUCUGAUGUCUGUUGGGUACAGAAGAUGUAGGCGCACCGCUCCCCUUCUUGUCGUUACCACCAGUUGGCCCAAAGAACCAGUGGUUAGAGCUGGCGGUCAACGGACUCCCCCCCACCCUCUUGUUAUGUGCUGGCUCCUCUUCCUGCACCAUGUGCUGGAGACAACAUGAACACCUGCAUGAGUAUGGCCAACUGUGGCCUAAAAUCAUUAGCGUUUUCAGUGCAAUUAUUACCAACAGGAGUGAGAAAUAUUUUAGCAAACACUAUCUGCUCCCAGCACCAAAGCCCGGCUUAAUAAGGGGAGGUGUGAAUUCCCACAGACUGUUGCAGGGAGGGAGUCCCCAGCUGCCUCACUGCUGCUCACAAGUAUAUAAUUUGUACUUCCCUUUUGUAAAUAUUUUGGAAAUAACUAACUGUGCAAAAGGGAAUGGAUUCGACAACAAGAGGCUGGUCCUGUGCACCACCCUCUUGGUGGAGUGAGCCACGACAUCCCUCCCACAACAUUUUGGAAGGGCCAUAGAGCAUUCCCUGCAGGUGAAGGCUUAUUGUGGCAGGGCUAGAUCCCCAGAGAGCGAAAGGGCCAGGCCCAGGGAGAGGGAAGCCAGCCAGAUUGGGAUGGGAUGGAGCCAGAAAAGUCAUGCCUGCCAGAGGGGAGUUCCACGCCCAGCACUAGCAGGAUCCCAGUGCUCCUGCUAAUUAGGAGUUUGCUUCUGUUGGACUCAGACGGACGUUCCCACCCCACCCCCUCUCCUCAAUGGGUCUGCUGCUACAAUCACAAAGCAUUACGAAGCAGAGGGAAUCUAGCCCCCUCUGUGAGCCUUAGGGGAGGAGCAGCACCUCAUCGUGUCAGGCCUCGUCCAAUGGGCCUGGUCCAAGCAAUCUCCACUGGGACUGUGGGAGUCCAUCCAUUAAAACAAAGGCAGGUAAGGUCAAGUGUGCCACACGCGCACGGCCCAGUGGCUGCUCCAUGCAAGGAGGCUGAUGGGGAAUGGUCAGGCCCGACGUUUGCUGGCCCAGCUCCCCUCCCAGAGGGCCCUUCAUGUACUGGCUGGCAGAUAGGCAGUAGCCCGCACCGUUCGGCAUCUGCCAAUGCCACGAUAAACGCAGGUGGAAGGGAACAGGGCCUUGCUAGAGGCUGCCUGCAAAGGAGAGCUGUGGCAAGCAAGCCAAGCUGCAAUGCGGUAAGGGGAUGCAGAGUAUUUCCUCUCCUAAAAGAUCUAGUCUUGGAGGGAAAAGUCCCAACCCUUCCCCUUGAGCAUAAUGCAGCAUCCACACAGCCAGUGCCUCUGGAACGGCAUUGUCUUGUCCAUGCGACUCAAGAGUCCCCGAGGCCUCACAAGGGGAGGAAGCAAGUUGCUGGGUCAGGCGGCAGAAACUCAUAGAUUCUAGUGGGUCACAACCAGGGCUGUGGCGUCGGUAUGUCAAACCUUCGGCUCCGACUCCUCUAUUUUUCUACUAUCCGACUCCUUCAUAAAUGGCAAAUGUAUAUUAAUUUUUCUACUGACUCUGACUCCUUCAUAAAUGGCAAAUGUAUAUUAAUGUAUUAAUAUUAAUAAAUUAAUAUUAAAAUAUUAAUUUUAUUUUGAUGUUGGAGUCAGUACAUUUCUACCGACUCCGACUCCACCCAAAAUUGCUUCCGACUCCACAGCCCUGGCACAACUGAGGAAGCAGAUUAAGAAUCAUAACCUCCAUCCUGUAGAUCCCAAAUUCUGGUAGCCAACAGGGAGUGUGGUGCUUUUGGCCAACAAUUGAGACACUUGCUGUGAGGGGAUCAUGGGAGAGCCACGUGUCUCCCCUGGCUCCUGUGUCCACCUCCCAAGGGAGGCAUGCCUCAUAGCUGGGUGAUCAUGGCUUUAACGACCCCCCACCCACCCACCCGUCUUAUUGCUGUCUUUGGUACAGCAACAAGCCUUGUGUUUACCAACACUUGGCAAGUCUCCAGGAGGUGGCAAUGAGACACAUUCCCCAAACUAAUCAUGCCAGAGAAGCCCAGUUUUACUGAUCAUACCGCAUGCCAAAACGGGUUUGUGAACCAGCCUUUGAAGAAAUAGCUCUUAUGGAUCCUUGCCUGGGGUCCCUCAGCUUUUAAAGAUUACAGUUUUAAAGAUUUGCAUCUUACAGUUCUGAGUGCCACAAAGGCACACCCUUGCCACAGAUACCAACCAGUGUUUUUAGCCUCUGCUGUUUAAUUUAUGGAUGUUUUUGUUUCCCGCUGUGAACUUAACUUACUUUUGGUAUUUAAUUUUGGAUAUAUUUUUUCACAAAAAUUAUUUGCUACAGAUUAUGACAUUCCUUUUUAAAAAAAACAGGCUGGUGAUUGUUGUAAUUAAAAUUUGCAUCUAUUUCUACAGCUUAAACUAUUCCACAAAGAAAUGUAUUUACAAUAAAAAAAGUAAUGGAAGUAUGUAGAGGCUCUUGAAACCCACCUAGGGUAAACACUGGCUCCUUCGCUACUUAGGGAUGUGUUCAGUUACAACAAUGCAAAUGCUUCUAGGAGAAGGGGUGAGGGCAAAGGCAACCUCUGCUGCUCAGUUGAGUAGGUUACACUGUUUUCUAAGCAAAGUAUUGCUGAAAGUUUCUCCUUAACCAAUUGAAAUGUUUAUGAACAUACUAUGGCAUCAAAUCAGCUCAGCCAAUGGCUGGAGGUGAACUACAUCCAACUUUUAUCUUGUUCUGAUAUACUCUGCAGACAAGAUGCCGAGCAGUGAAUUCAGAAUUUCUAUCUUAGUCAGUAAUUAAGGACAUAAAUUCCAGAUGUCUUUCCUAUAUACAGCAUCUCUUGAGGUCACAUCGCACGUGAUGAUGCUACAUUUUACAGGUCACAAAUAUGGCCAGGUCACCGGAAGACUGGUGAUGAAAUACAUAUUUCUGACAGUAUGGAGGGAGAAGCUACUAUUUCUAAUGUGACAAUGAUGUCAAUAUUCCCUCCUGAAUGAUUCUGAAGUAUUUUUAUACACCUCAAUGGUUCUGUUACAGGGUUGAGGAAUCUUUUUCAGUAAUCGGAGAACCGCAUUCACUUGUUGGUCACCUUCCAGAGCCAAAAGUGGGCAGAGCAACACAUGUCACCCCUACCCUUUGUACAGUAAGCUACAUUCAAACCAUGCAAGAAACUGCUUCUUGCAGAGAGCUCUCCAUUCUCCAUCCAAGCAACCAAGAGGCAUUCUCUGAGUUCAAGGACACAUCUCAGCCAUGCAAAAGCAUUCAAGGAAGGGGUGGGGCAGGAAUGGGGUGGAGCGUUGUCUGGGGAGAGUCUGAAGGACUCAACAGAGGGGCCUGAAAGGCCGCAUUUGGUAUGAGGGUUGGAAGUCCCCCGGUCCAGGUUCUGUCACCUACAAAUAUUGCUCUCUCUUACU